GAAAGCCCCAACGUGUGCGGGACGUGCAAUAAAUACUAUGUAUUUAAUGAUAUAGUGACCUCCAAGGGAAAGGCUUUAACCUAUAAGCUAUAACCAAUACGAAAUAAGAGUUACGCGCCGCAGAAUCCGCAACCAGACAGAUUUUCCACACCCCAUACCGCUCGCUGCCAACAACUCUUUCGAUUCGAUCUUUUGUCGUGUGCAGUUGUUUGUGUAGGAAUUACAACAUGAAUAAGUUCAAUUAAAGAUGUAAUAUGUGUAAUGUGUAAUCUGGCUGCGGCACAGAAACGACAGACGCACGCAAAGCAAUAACUACAAGUGUGUUUCCUCACAUCGGCAGUGUGUGCCACACCUGCACCAGCACCACCGCACCCUAGGAUCCCCACCUCCCUCCACCAUCCCAUAAAGCCUCCCUACUCUAGCGUCUAGCCCUCAUUUAGAGCCUGGCGACGGAAGAAAUCAGGACAUGCAAAGAGCAUUCCAAUCCGCAGUGUGGCCUACGUUAUCUCUUUAAGAUGUCACUGGCCGUGUCGCUGCGCCGGGCUCUUCUGGUGCUCCUCUCGGGCGCCAUCUUCAUCCUCACCGUGCUGUACUGGAACCAGGGUGGCAGCAAGACACAGGCGUACAGCGAGGCGUUCGAACGCCCCCACAGUCACAAGGACGGCUCCUCCUUUCCCAUACCCGUGGAGAAGUUUUGGACAUACAAAUGCGAGAAUGACCGAUGUAUGCGGGUGAGCUAUCAUCCUGGGAAGACCGGCAAACGUGUCUCCUUCAUCACCUGCUCGAUGACCUGCGGGUACGUCAACAUCUGGCCAGCACCGACCGUCAAAUCAUUGGUCAGCGCCCACACAACCAGCUUCUCGGUGGAGGUUGUGCAACUGGAGCAGGACACACCGCAUCGGGAGGUGCGGAAGCAGCUGCAGCUGGCCUUUGACUGUUUCCUCAAGGAUCUGCGCCAGAUCCAGAGACUGGACUACGCUACCAGUCCACCUGAGACGGGCGAAAGUGAAUCCUCAUCGUGGGCAUCGCAGAACGAUGUGGUAGGAGCCGCUAUUUCUGGGGAGAGGCGACCAGGUGUUCUGGAGAGUCUGGUGGUGAAGAUCAGCGUGCAAAAGUCCGGAGAUGUCAGCUUCAGCCUGGAUAACGAUGAGAGCUAUGAGCUGACCGCCAUCACGGAAGGCCACCGCCUGCAGGUGGAGAUCACGGCGAACUCGUUCUUUGGGGCCCGCCACGGCCUCUCCACGCUGCAGCAACUCAUUUGGUUCGACGACGAGGAUCACCUGCUGCACACGUACGUCAACAGCAAGGUGAAGGAUGCCCCGAAGUUCCGCUAUCGCGGCCUGAUGCUGGAUACCUCACGCCACUUUUUCUCGGUGGAGGCGAUCAAGAGAACGAUCGUGGGAAUGGGUCUGUCCAAGCUGAAUCGCUUCCACUGGCAUCUGACAGAUGCGCAGAGCUUUCCGUAUAUCUCGCGCAACUAUCCGGAGCUGGCCGAGCACGGGGCCUACUCGGAGGGCGAGACGUACACGGAGCAGGAUGUGCGCGAGGUGGCCGACUUUGCAAAGAUCCAUGGCGUGCAGGUAAUACCGGAGAUCGAUGCACCGGCCCAUGCCGGCAAUGGCUGGGACUGGGGGCCCAAGAGGGGCAUGGGCGAGCUGGCCGUGUGCAUCAAUCAGCAGCCGUGGAGCUUCUACUGCGGAGAGCCACCGUGCGGGCAGCUCAAUCCGAAGAACAACCACACCUACCUCAUCCUGCAGCGCCUCUACGAGGAGCUGCUUCAGGCGACGGGGCCCACGGACCUCUUUCAUCUGGGCGGCGACGAGGUGAAUCUCGACUGCUGGGCCCAGUACUUUAACGACACGGAUCUGCGGGGCUUGUGGUGCGACUUCAUGCUGCAGGCGAUGGCCAGGCUGAAGCUGGCCAAUAAUGGUGUGGCCCCCAAGUAUUUGGCCGUCUGGUCGAGCGCCCUGACCAACACCAAGUGUCUUCCAAAUAGUCAAUUCACGGUGCAGGUGUGGGGCGGCAGCACUUGGCAGGAGAACUACGACCUUCUGGAUAAUGGAUACAACGUGAUCUUCUCGCACGUUGAUGCCUGGUACUUGGACUGCGGCUUCGGCAGCUGGCGGAGCACAGGAGAGGCCGCCUGCUCCCCCUAUCGCACCUGGCAAAACGUCUACAAGCAUCGGCCCUGGGAACGCAUGCGUCUGGACAAGAAGCGGCGCAAGCAGGUAUUGGGCGGCGAGGCCUGCCUGUGGACGGAGCAGGUGGACGAGAAUCAGCUGGACAAUCGGCUGUGGCCCCGUGCCGGUGCCCUGGGCGAGCGCCUGUGGUCGGAUCCCAGCGAUGAUCAUGAUCUGGAUAUUAUGGCCCCGGAGGUGUUCCGCCGCAUAUCGCUGUUUCGCACCCGUCUCGUCGAGCUAGGAAUCAAGGCGGAGGCCCUGUUCCCCAAAUAUUGUGCCCAGAAUCCUGGCGAAUGCAUUUGAUACUACCUUUAAGAUGAGUAAAUCCCAAUCCAAACACCCCCGAUCCCCCAAUACUCCCGACAUGUGCGUUAGUUAGUUUAUAGCGAAUUGUUAUUUUAUAUAAGAAAGGAAGAAGGACGCGAAAGAUACAACCAAGCUUCGCAGAAGUUGUGCGGCAGUUUACAGGAGUAGCAGGAAGCGACUGUAUGAAAUGGUUUCUGGCAUAAACCAUGACUCGAAUUUCUUUUCGAUAGAAAACACAUUCACACACCCACACACAUACUUAGUACAAUUCAAAUCGAAUUAUAGCGCACACAUUAUAUAGACAGACAUACAUACAUAUGUAGAUCGGAUACAGGCAGACAUGACCGAUAUAGGGAAACGAUUACCAUUAAGCGUUCAUAGUUUUUAAUUGUAGAUUUCAUACGCAUCAAUACACACACUCACACUCACAACCACAUACAGACAUAGGACUAAAUUCUACAUGUAUGUAUACAUGUAGGCUUAUAAGUAUAUAGGAUCUUAGAACCACUAGAAUUGAAAAAUGACAAAACUUUUUUGAUAUUUUGAACAAGCUUUAUUCGCAGAACAUCAAUUAUUAUGUUUAAGGUGACAGCAAAAUGAUAUUUCUCCCCACUUGUUUCUUACAUUAUUUUUGAUUUCACUAAUUUCACUAUAUUUGUUUUACUCUAAGUUUUAAUUAGAUUUAAAUUAGAUUUUCAGUGAUAUAAACAAUGUGACCUUAAGAAAAACUAAACAAAAAAGGAAAAAACAAAAUGCUAAAACGCAAGAAACUUAGAAUUUAAAACAAUUAUUAACAAUUAAUCGUUACGACAAAAAUUUUUGCACGCAUUGGCACAUAAUUGAUAAAACUAGACAAUUAGUAGCUAAUUUUAGAAUGUAUACUAAAAUGGGUCAAAUGGUUGGGGCCACCUUCACAGUGUUUUGGGUUUCGUUUUCUUUUCGCUAUAUCUACAUUCGGAAUGACGUUAAUUCCCCAUGUUACCAACAUGUUUUCGUACUUAAGAUAGACUUUUGGCAUCAGAUCGGACCAUCAUGAAUAUCUUUUAGUUUAACCUUAACUUUUGCUGUAACUUCAAGUCAUGUUCGGAAAUAAACUAAAAGUCAAAGUAAAGCAGGUGCAUGUCCGUCUUUGGUGUUUCCUGAACUUGUAUACUGUAUAUAUUUGUAUAUGGCAGCAGCUAUAGGGACUGCCUUUGCUGCUUCAACUUUGCCUCAUGGCAAGUUCGCCCAUUGAAUCCAUAACCCAAGGCAACAACUUGCUUAAACUAGUGUUUCGUUUCUCCACUUAGGAACAGUCUUCCAGAGCGUGACACUGCCAUCAGAAGAAACCCUGAAGCCGAGUGUUGAGGUGAUCCGACAGUCAGGAUUCCGGACCAGAAAUUAAUGAACAAUUGAAACCGAAGAGCACGCCUGGCUGGAGAGCAAGGACUGGACCAGUUCUACAAAAGAUUCAUACAUUUGAAUAUAUGUACUUGUAGUUCCUAAACAAAAUCGGUAAUAUUGAUGCUGUGGUAUUGUUCCUGUGUCGCCAGGCGAGUGUGCGGCGUGGGACGCAGACAGAUCACACACUCUUCGGUGCUGAAAGUGGGGAUUCAAAGAGGAAGGGAUGCGGAGCGAUGAAUUUGGGAAUGCGAAUCAUUUUUAUACAAAAUAUAAUACUUUAAUUUGUGCUCUUACGGCUAACUACGUA
Drosophila persimilis is the source of this 4176-nucleotide messenger RNA. Its product is annotated as probable beta-hexosaminidase fdl. Gene Ontology annotation, biological process: glycosaminoglycan metabolic process; carbohydrate metabolic process; ganglioside catabolic process. The record is from RefSeq and is a predicted model, not a curated record. The coding region runs from base 516 to 2483 and encodes 655 amino acids. NCBI's taxonomy places the organism in Eukaryota, Metazoa, Arthropoda, Insecta, Diptera, Drosophilidae. Gene Ontology annotation, cellular component: membrane. The transcript is spliced from 6 exons. Gene Ontology annotation, molecular function: beta-N-acetylhexosaminidase activity.